UCUUGCUUUCUCUUUCUCCGCAAGUACUACUACUCCGUUUUACUUGUAGUUUAGUAACUCCCCAUUACUACCAAUAUUUGUAUUCCUCUGGAGGAGUAUUAAACUCCACUGGCGGGGACUGGUGGGAGUUUCCACUUCUCUCUCUCUCUCUCUCUCUCUCUCUCUCUCUCUCCUCCCUGUCUUUUUCUCUCGCACUUUCUCCCUCCGCCAGUUCAUACGAAGCUUAUCUCUUCUGGCUAGAUUUCUUUCCGAUUCGAUCCUCAUACACCGACAGAGAGAUAACUCACUCAUAGCCGGCCACUCUCUUUCUCUAUUUCUCUUUCCUUUUAUAGUUUGAUAUUGCGAUAUUCUCGGCUUCAACGGAACAGGAAGAAAGAAAGAACCGAUUGUCAGGAGGUCUUCUUUGUUCCAAGAUUUUGCCCCCUGAUUCCGCUAAAGCUUCAUUCUCAAAUCUCCCCCAAAUGCCUUACUUUUUAGCGAUUGGUGUCUGUUAUUAGGGUUUUGGUUUGGGCUUUCUUGCUCGCCUACUCUGGAAAUCCCUGCUCUGAUCAAACCCAAGUCGGUGGUUGAAGUAAUGCUUGCAAGAUUUUAGGGGUUCUUUGCAAGUUUCUUGUGCGCAUUCUUGAUUUAGUUUCAGUUGUACGUAAAAAGGAGUCGACUUUCUACGAUUGAUUACCUUUCAGACUUGGGGUUUCUUCCCUGGUUGCAAGAAAAUCAGCAUCGAUGGGGCUUCUUGGGAGGAGUCUCGCGAUGCUUUCCGUUUUGUUAUGGAUCUUCUGGUUGCCGAAACUUGGGGCUCAAUUUCCUGCUUCUUCAUUAACGGCUGCACGUGCCCUAGAUUCGCUUCUCCAAGACUAUGCUUACAGGGCAUUUGUGCGUCCCAGGACCGGCAUUGUCUAUGAUGGGGAUGUACCGUCGAAUUUAACCGGGAUUAAGAUUUCAGCAUUGAGGUUGAGGAGAGGAAGCUUGAGGAGUAGAGGUGUCCAGGCAUACAACGAGUUUAAGAUUCCUAAGGGUGUUGUUGCGCAGCCACAUGUGGCAAGGCUUGUUCUUGUCUACCAAAACUUGGGCAAUUGGUCUUCGAUGUAUUACCCGUUAGCCAACUACACGUAUUUAGCUCCAGUGUUGGGUCUUCUUGCUUACAAUGCAUCAAACUUAUUGGCAAAAAAUUUGCCCGAAUUGGAAAUCAGGGCAACCAGUCAACCCAUAUCAAUCAAUUUUUCAGGUGUGAAAGCUGUGCCAGAUGGGUCGGUUGCAAAGUGUGUUUGGUUCAACUUAAGCGGUUUGGUCAAUUUCAGCGAUCCAGUGUCUGAUAACACAUGCUCAACCUUUGAACAAGGGCAUUUCUCUAUUGUCAUCAAGUCCAUUGCCCCUUCUCCCUCACCGGUAUCUCCUGUACCACCAGCGGGAGCUCCGAAUCCAACUGGUGGAGGAAAGAAGAACCAUACUACUCUAUGGAUAAUUCUCGGGUCAGUGCUUGGUGGUCUAGCGGCAUUGGUUUUGUUGGGGUUCCUGGCACUGUGGGUUGCAGGAUACAAGCAAAGGAAGCAAAUGCAACAAAUGGAAAGGGCUGCAGAAGUAGGGGAAUCACUACAGAUGACCUCGGUUGGGAGCACAAAAGCUCCAGCUGCGACAGUCACACGAACACAACCGACCCUUGAGAGUGAAUAUGUGCUCUAGCUUCUGUCAUAUACUGUACAAGCCGCCUCCUCCCAUUCAUAUUCAGAAUUCGUUCUUGCACCAGCUAUUCUUCUAACCAAACCUGCUUUCCACAGCUGUUUUUUCCCCCCUCCCUUGGUUUGUUGAUUCUAGGCACUUUUGUUUUAGUGUGGGUUAUAUUGGGUUAUUGUGUAGGAUGAUAAUCUGCUAUCGCUCACAAAAAUCUUUGUAAGUUUGAUGAUUCAUUGUGGUGUGGGUAGUAGGCUGUAGCUAAGAGUGAAGAUUCCAUUAAUGUGAUGAAUUUUGCUGUCCCAUUGACAAAGAAUAAAAGUUUCUGGUUUUCCCUUCCAA
This is a messenger RNA of Rhododendron vialii, 2010 nucleotides long. RefSeq lists its product as uncharacterized. NCBI's taxonomy places the organism in Eukaryota, Viridiplantae, Streptophyta, Magnoliopsida, Ericales, Ericaceae. The record is from RefSeq and is a predicted model, not a curated record. The coding region runs from base 724 to 1680 and encodes 318 amino acids. The transcript is spliced from 2 exons. Gene Ontology annotation, cellular component: membrane.